AUGCCUACUCCACGCCGAAGCAAGAGGACCAAGACUCACCAUGAGACCGAGAAGCAGCCGGUGGAAGCUACUUUUGCCAACUCCAACGUCUAUCCUCAUCCUGACCCGCAGUUUGUCCACUUCUCCAGUCGGCGUUCAGUAGUGCAUAGUACCAAGGGCAUCGUGUCGUCUACGCAGCCUCUCGCAUCUGCUGCUGGGAUUGAAAUCCUCAGGAAAGGUGGAAAUGCCGCUGAUGCUGCCGUAGCCGCAGCAGCAGCAAUCAAUGUCACAGAACCGGGUUCUACCGGCAUCGGUGGUGAUAUGUUCUGCCUAUUCUAUGAUGCCAAGACCAAAAAGGUAUCCGCCAUGAAUGGCUCCGGCCGAUCUGGCGCGAACGUUACGCUUGAAAAGAUCAGAAAAGACCUCAAGCUCGCAGAUGGGGAGAGCGGCCAUAUACCCAUGGACCACGUCCAUGCGGCGACUGUCCCUGGCGCUGCGGCUGGUUGGGUUGAUUGUGUUGAGCGGUUCGGAAGCGGAAAGGUCACCUUGGAAGACGUGCUUGCACCCGCAAUUGAGCUCGCGGAGAAGGGCUUUCCGGUUUCUGAGCUCUCGGCGACAUUUUGGGCGAACAGCGAGGCUGACAUCCGCCGUGCCUCUCCCAACGGUCAUGAGAUACUCAAAAAAGACCCGUCGGCCCAGGAUGGCUGCAGAGCGCCAAAGGCUGGCGAAAUUAUGAAGAACCCAACCAUAGGUAACACCUUCAGACUACUUGCCAAGCACGGAAAGAAGGGCUUCUACGAGGGAGAAGUAGCCGAGCACCUUGUCAAGGUGGUCCAGGAUCUUGGUGGCUACCUGACGCUCGACGAUCUCAAGCAUCACGCAGAAACCGGCUCAGAAGCUGUGGACCCCAUUUCGCUAAAGUACACCGGCCAGAGUGUUGGCGAGAAUACUCAUGGUGGUAUCGAGCUCUGGGAGCACCCACCCAAUGGUCAAGGUAUCGUGGCUCUUAUGGCGCUCGGUAUAAUCCAAGAGCUUGAGAAGCAGGGGAAGAUUUCAAAAUGGAGCAUCAAGGAUCACAACAGAGCUGAACACCUCCACGCUCUUAUCGAAGCCCUGCGUAUCGCUUUCUGCGACGCGCAUUGGUUUGUCACCGAUCCUACGGUCGUCAAGGUACCAUCUGCCGAGCUCAUCUCGGAGAAGUAUCUCGCAGAGCGCGCCAAGCUCUUCAACCCAAAGAAGGCCAUUUCCGCGCCUGUACAUGGCUCGCCGGCGCAUUUACAAAGUGACACCGUCUAUUUCUGCUGCUCAGAUCCAGAGGGCAACGCUAUCUCCUUCAUCAACAGCAACUAUGGCGGGUUUGGCACGGGUAUUGUUCCCAAAGGCUGCGGAUUUACGCUACAGAACCGCGGCGCGAACUUCAGCCUUGACAAAGACCACCCCAAUGUGCUAGCGCCCAGGAAGCGACCCUACCACACCAUCAUCCCCGGUCUAACAACCAACCUCAACGACGGGAGUCUACACUCCGUAUACGGCGUGAUGGGCGGUUUUAUGCAGCCUCAAGGACACGUACAAGUUCUUCUCAACCAGGAGGUCUUCAAGCUCAACCCGCAGGCUGCGUUGGACUCUCCACGCUUCUGUAUUGGGGCUGGUAUGCCCAGCGCUGAUGGAACAAUGACGGAUGCGACGAUUUACCUAGAAGAAGGCAUCGAUCCGAAGGUUGUGAAGCAGCUACAAGCGCUCGGCCACAAUGUGGAACAGCUAAGUGGCUACAAACGCGGCAUGUUCGGUCGAGGCCAGAUUAUCAGACAUCACGUGGAUGACGGUGUGCAAGUGUGGAGUGGUGGCAGUGAUCAGCGAGGUGAUGGGGCGGCGGUGCCGUUGUAA
Messenger RNA from Pyrenophora tritici-repentis Pt-1C-BFP, 1863 nucleotides. Its product is annotated as Ggt, Gamma-glutamyltransferase. The record is from RefSeq and is a predicted model, not a curated record. Lineage: Eukaryota; Fungi; Ascomycota; Dothideomycetes; Pleosporales; Pleosporaceae.